AUGAUUACCUUACCUGAGGCGCACCAGUCGGACGUAAAUGUGAUCUCCUGGAAUCGGCUACAGCCGGUGUCGGUGGUGAGUGGUGCCGAUGACGGUUGCAUCCGAGUCUGGGAUCUGCGCAUGGUGAGCCAGCAGGGCAAAUCCGGUGGUGAUCAGGUAACCGCCUUCACCCACUCCUUUGAAUAUCACCGGGCUGCCAUCACGUCAGUCGAAUGGCAUCCGAACGAAGCUGGAAUUUUUGUGGCUACCUCAGAGGACGACCAGACGACCCUUUGGGACAUUACACUGGAGCAAGAGGCCGCUGCCGCUGAAGCUGCUGCUGCCGCCAAAAUGGAAACAGACGACGCACAGGCGGAUGCAGCCAGCGAGCCCAGUGAGGUCCCCGUCCAGCUGCUUUUCAUUCACACCGGCCAGGAGGAAGUGAAGGAGGCCCACUGGCAUCCGCAGAUACCGGGUCUUGUGAUAAACACCGCCGCGGAUGGAUUUAACGUUUUUCGGACAAUUUGCAUAUGA
Dibothriocephalus latus is the source of this 513-nucleotide messenger RNA. The record is from the annotation of a GenBank genome assembly. NCBI's taxonomy places the organism in Eukaryota, Metazoa, Platyhelminthes, Cestoda, Diphyllobothriidea, Diphyllobothriidae.